ACUUUUGAAUUUCUGAUAAUAAAAUACGAAAUACUACAGCAGUAAAGAUGAUACAUAUACAGAAAUAAAAGCAAGAGAGAAAUUGAAACUGACUGAUACAAUUAUUUACAUUCAUUAUAUAUUCCUAUGAAUAAUAAUAUGCAAUCGGAGUGAAGAUAAACAUGUCAUGUUCAGUGUCUUCCUGGUUUUGAGUUUCAGUUUAACCUGAUCGACAAUAAAUACCAGUAAAUAUCAAAUCCAAUGACUAAUAUUCCAUUCCUUUACGAAAAGAACAAUGUACAGGCUUUAAAUCACAAACAGAAGACAACUGUUGAAAUUCUUGAAGAACUUGAUAAGGACAUCACCAAACUUCAUCUAUUUAAGCGCCAGAAUCAAGAAUAUCAAAAAAAGUUAAUUGCUAGUCUCCUACUGUACUCUUUCUUCAUAUGUGUCAUUGCUGCUCUCAUCAUUUUUCUGUACUACUUGCCUACAAGCUGGAAAGGCUGGUUUCUUGUCUUCUUCCCAAUACUGAUAUUUAUUGUAUUAAUAUGGCUGGUAAAGAAGGUUUUACAAUGGUAUUAUGUUAAACGGAUCUCCAGUAAUGUCAUUGGUAGGGUUUUGUGUAUAACUGCUUUGUUUUCCAAUCAUUGUCAUCUAAAGAGGCAGCAGUUUUCAUUGUCUUUCAUUUAUUCUUCUCCAGCAGAGGAUCGUACUGUAGAUGAAGGUGUGCGUCAUCGGAUUGUAACCACCCAAGUUACACCAGUAAUGAGAAUGCCAUCCCAAGUGCACCCAAUGUCAGCUGUUCAUUCUCCUCAAAGAUUACCUCAUACUCCAGCUUCUAUACCAGGCAAUUUUCAGAUAAAUGGUAGCCAAAGGCCAAUGUUGCACUCUGGUUAUGGUCCAGGCCCUCCAAUGCCAAGACCUGUACCUCCAAGAGACAGGACAACUUUUGACAAACUUGUUGACUAUGUAGUCGGAGAAGGGCCCCAAAACAGAUAUGCUCUGAUAUGCCGCUACUGCCAUUCCCAUAACGGAAUGGCAAUAAGAGAAGAAUUUGAAUUUAUAAGCUUUCGGUGCUGCUACUGUUACUAUUUAAAUCCAGCCAAAAAGCAACGGCCUCAGGCACCAAAACUUGAUCUUGUAUCACCUCAGCCAUCGCCGUCUAACACAGCUCUUCAAGCACCAGAAUCAAAAUUGAGUUUAACAUAUGAAAAACAAAGUACGAGUUCAGGGCCAGAGAGUGAUGAAAGCCAUGAAGAAUCCGAUAUGUCCGUGGGCAGUAGUAGCAGGAAGGAUGAAGAGAAAACUUCUGAAAAUGAUAAGAAUGCAGAGAAGAAGAGCGAUGACGAAAGUCUUGCAAAUAUUACCAAUAUCACUGAAGAGGAAAACCCUGAAGAAAUGGAUGUUCCUGAUGAGAACACCAACAAAGAAGAUCAGAACCUUAGCUGAGGUUCAAGUAGAAGAAUAGACAGAGAAAAGAUUUGUUUAAAAUUUGGCUUGAUAAAACCAGAUUUUCAUUUUAUUAAUUUUUUUUUUCCCCCUUGUACUUUAUUGCACUGCGUUUGGUGCUUCUCGGUAAAUAACAAGAAAUCCAACUGUUGCCAUACAGAAUUUCUAGUCCUGCUAAUCAAAAUAUUGGGAGUGAAUUCUUUUUAUGAAUUUAUACUGCUGUGCUGUCAAAACAGCAAUACAUAUUGUUUUGUUAUCUAAAACUACCCUGACUAGCCUUAUGUUAUUUAUUAAUGUUUAUUUUUUUUUCUUCUGUUUGUUUUGUUGGUUUGCUACAAGACAUUACGGGGAAGCAACCGAAUGAAAUUGGUAAGUUUUUCUUUGUAAAUAAGGGGAGUAACUCUCAGCUUGAAGAAAACAAAAUGCUAAAAUUGUGCAAGGGACACAACUCUUAAAAUGGACACAAAUGAUCGUUGUAAUUUUAUGUCAUUUUUCGGAAGUUUUUCCCUUAAAAGAAUAGUUUUUAAUAUAAAACAACAAAAAAUAAUAAAUAAAUAAAAGCACUGAAAGAUUUCUUUUAUCAUUUCAUUAACUUGUAAUCUUGUACGAUGUUAUGUUGUGAUUGGUUAUGUAUUCUAUAAACAUGGUGCUGUCUUUCAACCCUUGAAUGCCUUAACUGAUGUUCAAGACAGUCAAAGGAUUUAUUUCCCUGUCAAAUAAUGAUAAUAUGAUAAUCCUUAAAUAUCUAUUUAGGGAUUUCUAUCAUCAACAUUACUUACUGUGUUAAUUUCAGUGACCUUAAUUCCAAUCUUGUUAUAUCAUAUGGGAUUAAAUCCAUGCAGUUGUUUACCUAAUGUGGAAUCUACAUUUUGGUUAACUGUUUUAUUAGUGAUUCCGUCUCACCACAGGACGUCUCUACUCCUACCCUACCCUCGAACCUCUCCAGAGUCUAAAGAAAUUCCCAAUUUCAUCUUCACAUGAAUUUCACAAAGUCUGUAUUUAUUUCCGUUCCCCAGUCACGAAAUAACAUUUUUUCAAGGUUUGUACAGAAAUAUUUUAUUAAUAUAAAGAAAGAAAUUUUUUUUUUUUGUUCCCAGUUAGGCAUUAGAUAAUAGGUCGGGAAUCUUUCUUAAUUUUUCAUGUUUUAAAAAAUAAAGUCCAAAAUCCAUUGUUCCUCAUUGCAAAAUGCUCUCUAUUGAUAUAUUACAGGGUUUCCCUCUCUGUAAUAUUUGAUAAAAUGGCAACUUACUGUUGUCAAUAAAAGUAACUCAGCAAGUUUGAAAAACUAGAGAUGAUUUCUGAAAUAUUUUCAUCUAAUGAUCUCUCUCUUUAUUUUUUACCUUUUUUUUUUUUUUUUGCCUUGUCAUCCAUGUCUUUUCAUUAACUUGCUGGUUUACUACUGCUUUCAGGAAUUCAAUUUUUUUCUUCCAGUUUCUUUGCCAUCUUUUUCCUUCCUCUCAUAGUCCACUAUGGAUUUCCCACCGAGCUGUAACUGUAAUUUGGAAGCUUUACAUAUUAGCUUAAGCCUUGAGCUUGCUAUAUAAUUUUAGUUUCCAAUUGAUGUAUGAGAUAUUUGUACUGUGCUAUGUUUCUGGCUCCAGCUACAUACCAGUUUUGCACUUCACACACACACACACUCUCUCUCUCUCUCUCUCUCUCGUUUUAAUUCCUUUACUACCAAAUGUUUACUUUGAAAAGGAUAUCUUUUUACAUUUUGUAGGAUAUUUUGUCUAAAAAGAAAAAAAUGAAAUUCUCUGUAAACAUUUCAUACCAAUAAAUUAUGUGGUAAGAUUAACUAAAAUAAA
Messenger RNA from Octopus bimaculoides (California two-spot octopus), 3233 nucleotides. RefSeq names its product endoplasmic reticulum junction formation protein lunapark-B. The record is from RefSeq and is a predicted model, not a curated record. NCBI's taxonomy places the organism in Eukaryota, Metazoa, Mollusca, Cephalopoda, Octopoda, Octopodidae. Gene Ontology annotation, cellular component: membrane; endoplasmic reticulum tubular network. Gene Ontology annotation, molecular function: ATP binding. Gene Ontology annotation, biological process: endoplasmic reticulum tubular network organization.